AUUGUCAUUUCUACCGAUUGUCAUUAGCCACGUUGCUUUUGGUAAAUAUCUGCCGGCACUAAAAGUUGGGUCCAAGUCACCAACACGACACCGUUUGGCUUAUCUUCCUUUCGUUCCCGGUUAAAGCUUCUGAAAAUUUUGGAAGGACUAUGCUGCAUGUUUGCAGAAGACAUUCCAAGCUGUGCUUAGCUCUCUCACUCAACCCAAUAUCCCAGUUCUCCUCUCUGAACCAAACCCGAAAACCCGAACCGAUUCGUCUGACUCUGACCAUUACCAAGCAAGCCUUCACCGCCCAGUUGCAAUCAUGCUCCUCACACCCAAACCUGCUCAAGCAAAUCCACGCCCUCAUUCUCACCACCGGAAUCUCCAUCAAGAACAGCCUCCUCACCCAUCUCAUCACCACCUUCUUAAUCUUGGGCGACGUUUCCUAUGCACGUAAGGUGUUCGACGAAAUGCACAAGCCAAGAGUGUUUCUAUGGAACACCAUUAUCAAAGCGUACGUUAAAUACCAAGACUUUAUGGAGGCUGCGGCUGUGUACAGAAGAAUGCAGCGUCUGGGUGUUCGCCCUGACGAGUUUACGUACACGUUUGUGGUCAAGGCGUGUGCUCAGCUGCCGUGGGCCGGGUGGGCUGUCGCGGCGCACGCGGUGAAAUAUGGGUUGGAGUUUGUUGUUGAAGUGAGGACUGAGUUGGUGAUAAUGUGUGUGAAAUACGGGGAGUUGGGUUUGGCGGAUGUUUUGUUCGGAACUAUGGUUGAGAGAGAUUUAGUUGCUUGGAAUGCUUUUGUUGCUGCUUGUGUGCAGAGUGGACAUGCUGCAAAGGCUCUUCAUUUGUUUCGCCGGAUGCGUGUGGCUGGAGUGGAGCCUGAUGCUGUUACGGUUGUGAGUGCUUUUUCGGCUUGUGGGCAGUUAGGAUGUUUGGAGACUGGGGAAGAGAUUGAUGGGGUUAUGAGACAAUGUGGGAUUGUUUGCAAUGUAAUUGUUGACAAUGCGCGGCUUGAGAUGUAUGUCAAAUGCGGUAGCGUGGACAUGGCUGAGGCUUUGUUUGAGGAUAUGCAUCAGAGAAAUGUUAUUUCCUGGAGCACUAUGGUAUUAGGGUAUGCAAUAAAUGGGGAGAGCCGCGAGGCAUUGGAUAUGUUUUCGAGGAUGCAAAAGCGAGGAGUUGCACCCAACCAUGUCACGUAUCUAGGAGUUUUAUCCGCAUGCAGCCAUGCUGGGCUGGUGAAUGAAGGCAAAUCUCAUUUUAGGCGCAUGGUGCAAUCUGGUGACAAGAAUAUUCAACCGAAAAUUGAGCACUAUGCUUGUAUGGUUGAUCUCCUUGGUCGGUCAGGACAUCUUGAGGAGGCUUAUAACUUCAUAAGAAGUAUGCCAAUUGAACCGGAUACCGGGGUGUGGGGAGCUUUAUUGGGUGCGUGUGCAAUCCACCAAAACGUUGAACUGGGUCAGCAUGUAGCUGAUUUUCUUUUUGAAUUAGCUCCUGCUAAUGGUUCAUAUCAUGUCUUGAUGUCAAACAUGUAUGCGGCUGCUGGAAGAUGGGACUGUGUUGACAAGGUGAGGCUCAAAAUGAGAAAAGGAGGUGUUAAGAAAGUAGCUGCCUAUAGCUCAGUAGAGUUUAAUGGAAAAAUCCAUAUAUUUUAUGGUGGUAACAGAUUGCAUCCAGAAUCAUCAGAAAUAUAUGAAAAAUUGGAGGAUUUAUUAAGACAAGUGAAGAAUAUAGGUUACACUCCAAAUAUCACCUCUGUGUUUCAUGAUGUGGGCACAGAGGAAAAGGAAGCCACACUCAGUCAUCACAGUGAAAAGCUUGCCAUUGCAUUUAGUCUUCUAAAUCUACAGCCUGAAUGCCCCAUUAGAGUGGUGAAGAAUUUACGGAUAUGUGAUGACUGCCACAGUUUCUGUAAAUUUGUCUCCGAAGCGACCAAAAGGGUGAUUAUCAUGAGAGAUAAAAUCCGUUUUCAUCAUUUUAGAAAUGAAUCCCCACUGAGCUGAUAAUAAGUGUUGUGCCUACUGGGAUCAACUGUCUGAGAUAUAUUGCAGAUCGUAUGCGAAAUUGCCGCAACAUUGAGAUAACGUACUCUAAUUCCCCAUCAUGAUUAUUCACCAGUUGUUCACUGUGAUACAAGGGGAAGCAAUGUCAUUGAAAAGAUAUCCAAACUCAUGUAAAAGGGGCAUCUACAAUACUAACCCAAGAGGCAGGGAUAAAUCUGACAAUGUGCCAUUCCUAAUCUAGAUUGUUAGUUCAAGUACGAUUUAUUUCAAAAAUAUAUCAAAUGUUCGUUAGACAAUAUAUCUUUGGCAUAUUUACUUCAGAGGUUGGUACAUAAAUUGCUGAAGAGAUUUGUACAGAUAUUGCAUAAUGUUACCGGAUUGUUUGACUAGAUUAAGCUGUCAGAUGAACUUUUUCGUGCAAAUUAA
This is a messenger RNA of Rosa rugosa (rugosa rose), 2411 nucleotides long. RefSeq names its product pentatricopeptide repeat-containing protein At2g01510, mitochondrial. The record is from RefSeq and is a predicted model, not a curated record. Gene Ontology annotation, molecular function: RNA binding; protein binding; zinc ion binding. The transcript has 2 exons. Bases 150 to 1985 code for a protein of 611 amino acids. Gene Ontology annotation, biological process: RNA modification. Lineage: Eukaryota; Viridiplantae; Streptophyta; Magnoliopsida; Rosales; Rosaceae.